UACAAAACCAGACGCUCGGCUGUCUCCGUAAAAUUCCGACGAGCAAGAGAGAGACUAGCUACGCGAGGAUCGCCAAGUGUCAUUCAGGAUACCGUGUCUUACGACUAUACUGUACAUGCAGGAAACAGUUCAGUGACAGUAUGGCUGAGGCGCCGGAAGAAGUUCACAUGCAGAGUGCCGUUGUAUGCGACACUUGUGAAAAUACAGCACAACAUUUCUGUAAUACCUGCCAUGAUAAACUGUGCACUAGGUGCAAAGGCAUUCACGCUAAAAGCAAGUCUUCAUUCGACCAUGACGUCACACGGUUAACAUUUGAUUCGCUAUCGCUGUCUGCGGAAUUGCCAUCCCCUCAGGUCUGCAGGUCACAUCCGGGUUCCCGUGCUAACGUCUGCUGCAGAAAAUGCGAGAUCCCAGUUUGUGAAAAAUGUCUUAUUGGUGAACACAAUGGUCAUCAGCUGGUGGGUACCCAAGAGCUGUUUCUAGAAAAGAAAGAGAAACUGGAACAGAAAUUUUCAUUUUUGGAAUCCGAGUUGCCGAAGUACCAGACGAAACUGAAGGAAAUCAAGGAAAGUGAGGAGAAAAGAAAUGAAAGGCAAGAAUUAUUAGAAAGCGAAAUCAUUGCUCACAUUGAAGAUGUAAAAUCCAAACUUGAAAGCGAGAAGAACCUGUUAUUGAAAAGAGCAAAAUGCAAGACAGAAAUAGAAAAAAUGGCACUAAAAGUUCAGGAAUCACAAGUACUGGGUUACUUGCAGAAUAUUCAAUCAUUCGUGACCGACUUUAAAGAUGAUGCAACUCGACGAAAUACCUUCAUUCUCUACACCAACACCGCCAUUGGGCCUACUGUGCCAGAGCGUUUUCCACAUUUCCAGUUGCCGUGUAUUCCACAGUUCUCAAAAGGCACCCUAGACGAAAAUUUAAAGGACAAAUUGUUGGGAAGAAUUUGUCUCAAUACAGAAGGCAUUCAGAUUCAAGAUUUCAUGGAGUUGGAGAGCAUCCCAGCUGGCAUUGGAGCGAUUGAAUCUCUCGCUUAUCAAUUAAAUGACGACACUUUCUGGGUUUUCUCUCAGGGAGAAGCAUCUUACAAAAAAUGUAAUAGAAAUGGAACUGUCAUAUGCAAUGUUGAUACAGAAGCAGCUAGAUUAAUAAACAAACCAAUCUGCGUAUCUUCUGAUGGACAUAAUGUCUUUAUGAGGACGGACACAAGGAAAAUCCUACAGUUAAACCAAGACAGAGAAACAGAAUUUGUUAACGUUCAGUCUGACCUACCAAUAUGCAUUUGCUCUAAUAAAGAUGACGGGUUAUUGUUAGGAAUGGUUGACAUGGCUGUAACGGAGGGAAAAAUCUUACGAUUGGAUAAACAGGGGGAAUGUACACAAGUAGUAAAAGAUUCCCUUUUAUUCCAAUACUUAAUGUCCACACAGGAACCUCGUCAGCCAAUCUACAUCGCUGAAAACAUCAAUGGCGACAUCUGCAUCUCGAACAAGGAGGUAGAUGUUUUCAACAGAAAUGGUGAUUUCAGAUUUUCAUACAAUGCCAGAGGGAGAGAGAUAUCUUCAUUUUUACCUCGUGGGAUUUGCACUGAUAUUCUGGGACACAUUCUGGUUGCUGAUAAAAACAACUGCUGCAUUCACAUUCUCGACAUAGAUGGUCAGUUUUUGGGGCUGUCAGUCAUCCAAGGACUGGAAGAUGAAAGUCCUGUUACGUUGACUAUCGAUGUCAACUACUGUCUAUGUGUUGGAUGCUCCGACGGGAAAAUCAGGGUCUUCAAGUACAUUGAAUAGACUUGUCUAUAUUCUUUAUUAAGAAUACAAUAUGCUACAUUCUAUAAUUAUGAAUGUGAGCUCAUUUUGUUACCGUAUACAUGUAUUACUGGACUUCUUCCCAGUCUCGCAAUACAAUAUUCUUAGUGUGGGUCCAUUUUAGUACGUCUUGUUCGCUUACUGAUACCGGUGAAUUAUUCUUGAUAACAAAUAUUUCUCAUAUCUACUGACAGUAAAAAUUCAUCAAUAAUUGCUAAUACCAAUAUAUCAAAUUAUACAGUAUAUUUAUGUACAUGUAUUGAACAAUUCGAAUUGCUGGUAUUUUUGAUACCAAUAGAUUUUUUUAUAUCA
Ostrea edulis (European flat oyster) is the source of this 2111-nucleotide messenger RNA. RefSeq lists its product as uncharacterized. The coding region runs from base 141 to 1781 and encodes 546 amino acids. The transcript has 2 exons. Gene Ontology annotation, cellular component: nucleoplasm; chromatin. The record is from RefSeq and is a predicted model, not a curated record. Gene Ontology annotation, biological process: positive regulation of DNA-templated transcription. Gene Ontology annotation, molecular function: zinc ion binding; ubiquitin-protein transferase activity; protein binding. NCBI's taxonomy places the organism in Eukaryota, Metazoa, Mollusca, Bivalvia, Ostreida, Ostreidae.